Messenger RNA from Rana temporaria (common frog), 1537 nucleotides. RefSeq names its product class I histocompatibility antigen, F10 alpha chain-like. The record is from RefSeq and is a predicted model, not a curated record. Gene Ontology annotation, biological process: immune response. Lineage: Eukaryota; Metazoa; Chordata; Amphibia; Anura; Ranidae. Bases 62 to 1297 code for a protein of 411 amino acids. Gene Ontology annotation, cellular component: external side of plasma membrane. The transcript has 9 exons.
CACAGUGCUUCCUGUACACAGCUCUGACUCACACUGACUCCUCAGAGCGUCUCUGAAGUUGAUGGUGUCGUGUUGUGGAGAUUCUCCGUAUAGAUCACCCCAGAGGAUGGAGAUGACACCCCUCAUCCUGAUCAUUCUGGGGGUGUCAGGAGGGUAUUGUGACAGUCACUCUAUGAGAUAUUAUCACACUACAGUCUCCUCUCCGGGAUCCGGACUCCCUGUGUACUCUGAGGUCGGAUAUGUGGAUGAUAAGGAGAUAGCAAAUUAUAACAGUGACACCCGACAAUAUCUUCCCAAGACUGAGUGGAUGAAGAAACUGGGAUCUGAUUACUGGGAGGGACAGACACAAACAGGUCGGAGAAAUGAGGCUGCUUCCAAGUACAAUGUACAGACAGCGAUGAGACGAUUCAACCAGACUGGAGGGAUCCAUAUUGUACAGGUGAUGAAAGGAUGUAAGCUGAGAGAUGACGGCACCACUGAGGGGUAUUAUCAUCAUAGAUAUGAUGGGAGAGAAUUCAUGUCUCUGGACACAGAGAAUGGGAUCUUUAUCCCGACCAUGAAUGAGGCUCAGAUCACCACACAGAGAUGGAACAGUCCGGAGGAGAGAUGGGGGGAGAUACAGAAGAAUUAUGUGGAGAAUAUCUGUAUAGAAUGGCUGAAGAAAUACAUCAACAAUGGGAGAGAAGAUCUGGAGAAGAGAGUGCGUCCAGAGGUGAAGGUGUGGGGUCAUCGUCAGUCGGAUGAUGUGGCCAGACUUGAGUGCCUGGUGUACGGGUUUCACCCCCAACUUUUGGAAGUGAAGUGGGUGAGGAAUGGGGAGGAUGAUGUUUCUUCAUAUGAAAAGACUCCAAUUCUCCCCCAUCCUGAUGGCACCUAUCAGAUCAGAGUCAGUGUGGAAGUGCCAACAAGGGAGGGAGACACUUACUCCUGUCAUGUGGAGCACAGCAGUCUGGGGAACGAGACCCUCAGGGUGAAAUGGGAUCCCAGCACAUCUGACAAUACUCCUAUAAUUAUCGGUGUUGUGGUUGUUGGUGCAGUACUUAUUAUCGGAGCUGUUAUUGGAUUCCUCAUAUACAGGAGACGCUCAGGGAACACGCCUGGUGGUCGCAUCAUUAAUGCUUCGGCUCGCAAAUUUGAGCCUAUCGGAGUGUCUUCGCAAAGCGAGUCCCUGCUUGAUACCCUCCAUGUAGAAACACCUCUCCAUCCACCAGAGAAUUCCAAUACAUCCCAAAUCACUGGGACCUGCAGUGUGACCACAAUCAAUGAAGAGAAUGCUUCUAAUGUAUCCAGCAACUAAAUGAUGAAAAGUUUCUGAAGAUCAUCAACAAAGAGACUGAACAUGCUGAGCCCGUUAUGCUUUGAAUCUGUCAGCUUGUUUUAGCUUUUAUUCUCUACUUUAAAGUGGACCUGUCUUCUAAUGAAUAAUUAGCACUUUCUUCAGGAAGUUUGGAUAUAAACAUGUUUUUUAGAUGUACGUGUUCUAUUUUUCUAAAUAAGUUUUAGCUUUCUGAUAAAGAACCAACACUUUUUAUACAAA